AUGGGAGGCCGAUGUUGGGAGCCAGAUGCAUGGAAGGUAGAUACAUGUGAGGUAGAUGCAUGGAAGGCUGAUGCAUGGAAAGAAGAUGCAUUGAAGGUAGAUGCAUGGGAGCCAGGUACAUUAAAGGCGGAUGCAUGGGAAGCAGUUGCAUGGGAGGCAGAUGCAGGGAAGGCUGAUGCAGGGAAGGCUGAUGCAGAGAAAGCAGAUGCAUUUGAGCCAGAUGCAAGGGAGCCAGAUGCAUGUGAGACCGAUGUUUGGAAGGCUGAUGCAUGGGAGGCCGAUGUUUGGGAGCCAGAUGCAUGGAAGGUAGAUACAUGUGAGGUAAAUGCAUGGAAGGCUGAUGUAUGGAAGGUAGAUGCAUUGGAGGCAGAUGCAUGGGAUGCAGAUGCAUGGAAUGCAGAUAUUAAAAAUUUACACAAAAAUUCUCUAAACUGUUUUCUAUAUAUGCCAGCAAGUUGCAUAACCACGCAAACGAGUAAAAACAAAACAAAAAUAAUGUCUAAUUCAACCGUGCAGUGCAGAUGCUGUGCAAAUAUUAUGCAAGAACAGAAAAAUUAUUCACAUGGACGUGAAUCUUGUUUUGCACUAUCAAAUGUGCUGUGGAAUGAUUACCAGUUGCAGUGGGAUCCAAGCGAGUACGGAGCCAUCAACGUCAUCAGGAUGCUCUCGCACAAAGUUUGGAAACCAGACAUCGUCCUUUUCAAUAAGUGA
Helobdella robusta is the source of this 711-nucleotide messenger RNA. RefSeq lists its product as hypothetical. Gene Ontology annotation, cellular component: membrane. Gene Ontology annotation, molecular function: extracellular ligand-gated monoatomic ion channel activity. The record is from RefSeq and is a predicted model, not a curated record. Gene Ontology annotation, biological process: monoatomic ion transport. The transcript has 2 exons. Lineage: Eukaryota; Metazoa; Annelida; Clitellata; Rhynchobdellida; Glossiphoniidae. The coding region runs from base 1 to 711 and encodes 236 amino acids.